CCAGGCGCACGAGAAACCGGGCGCAAGCUGCGCUCUGUCCCCUGGCACGGCCCGCGGGCAGGAGGGGCGCGAUGCUGGCUGUGUCGCUCAAGUGGCGGCUGGGCGUGGUGAGGCGGCGUCCCAAAGACGAUGGGCCCUACUCCAAAGGAGGCAAGGAUGCAGGGGCCGAAGGGGCCCUGGUGUGCCGCAGGCAGAGCAUCCCAGAGGAGUUCCGAGGGGUCACCGUGGUGGAGCUGGUCAAGAAAGAAGGCAGCACGCUGGGACUGACCGUCUCGGGGGGCACUGACAAGGAUGGGAAGCCCAGGGUCUCCAACCUGAGGCCUGGGGGGCUUGCAGCCAGGAGUGAUCUGCUGAAUGUUGGCGACUACAUUCGGUCUGUGAAUGGGAUCCACCUGACCCGGCUCCGCCACGAUGAGAUCAUCACUCUGCUCAAGAAUGUGGGCGAGCACGUGGUGCUGGAGGUGGAGUAUGAGCUGCCCCCACCCGCCCCUGAGAACAACCCGAGGAUCAUUUCAAAGACAGUGGAUGUCUCCCUGUACAAGGAGGGCAAUAGCUUUGGCUUUGUCCUCAGAGGAGGGGCCCAUGAAGAUGGGCACAAGUCCCGCCCACUUGUCUUGACCUACGUGAGGCCAGGUGGCCCUGCUGACAGGGAGGGCUCCUUGAAGGUGGGCGACAGGCUGCUCAGCGUUGAUGGGAUCCCACUGCACGGGGCCAGCCAUGCCACUGCUCUGGCCACCUUGCGGCAGUGCAGCCACGAGGCACUCUUCCAGGUGGAAUAUGACGUGGCCACCCCUGACACAGUGACCAAUGCUUCGGGACCCUUGAUAGUGGAAAUAGUCAAGACGCCGGGGUCUGCCCUGGGGAUCUCGCUCACCACCGCCUCCCACCGGAAUAAGCCGCUCAUCACCAUUGACCGCAUCAAGCCAGCCAGCGUGGUGGACAGGAGCGGGGCCCUGCACUCUGGAGACCACAUUCUGUCCAUCAAUGGCACCAGCAUGGAACACUGCUCCCUGCUCGAGGCCACCAAACUUCUGUCCAGCGUGUCAGAGAAAGUGCAACUGGAGAUCCUGCCUAUCCCCCAAAGUCAGCGGCCUCUGAAGCCCUCAGAGGCAGUGAAAGUGCAGAGGAGUGAACAGCCACACCGCUGGGACCCCUGUGUGCCCUCCUGCCACAGCCCCCGGCCCGGCCACUGCAGGACGCCCAGCUGGGCCAUGCCUGCUGGCCAGGACCAAAGCCGAUCCUUGUCUUCAACUCCCUUCUCCUCACCGACCAUGAACCAUGCCUUUUCCUGCACCAACCCCAGCACUCUUUCCCGUGGAUCCCAGCCUAUGAGUCCCCGCACUACGAUGGGGAGGAGGAGGCAGCGAAGGAGGGAACACAAGAGCUCAUUGUCAUUGGCCUCCAGCACGGUGGGGCCAGGCGGGCAGAUUGUGCACUCGGAGACCACUGAAGUCGUGCUCUGCGGAGAUCCUCUCAGCGGCUUUGGCCUCCAGCUCCAGGGUGGCAUCUUUGCCACCGAGACCCUGUCCUCCCCACCCCUGGUGCGUUGCAUCGAGCCCGACAGCCCGGCUGAGAGGUGUGGGCUGCUGCAGGUGGGGGACCGUGUUCUGUCCAUCAAUGGCAUUGCCACUGAAGAUGGGACCAUGGAGGAAGCCAACCAGUUACUGCGAGAUGCUGCGCUGGCCCAUAAGGUCGUGCUGGAGGUCGAGUUCGAUGUGGCGGAGUCCGUGAUCCCAAGCAGCGGCACCUUCCACGUGAAGUUGCCCAAGAGGCGUGGUGUGGAGCUGGGCAUCACCAUCAGCUCAGCCAGCAGGAGGCGAGGGGAGCCCCUCAUCAUCUCUGACAUCAAGAAAGGCAGUGUGGCACACAGGACAGGCACCCUUGAGCCAGGUGACAAGCUGCUGGCCAUUGACAAUAUCCGCCUGGACAACUGCCCCAUGGAGGAUGCCGUGCAGAUCUUGCGGCAGUGUGAGGACCUGGUAAAGCUGAAGAUCCGGAAGGACGAGGACAACUCCGAUGAGCUGGAGACCACAGGUGCUGUCAGCUACACCGUGGAGCUGAAGCGAUACGGAGGUCCCCUGGGCAUCACCAUCUCUGGCACAGAGGAACCUUUCGACCCCAUUGUCAUCUCAGGCCUCACCAAGCAUGGUCUAGCUGAGAGGACCGGUGCCAUCCAUGUGGGGGACCGCAUCCUGGCCAUCAACAGUGUUAGCCUCAAGGGCCGGCCGCUGAGCGAGGCCAUCCACCUCCUGCAGGUGGCUGGAGAGACUGUCACACUGAAGAUCAAGAAGCAGCUAGACCGCCCUUUCCCACCACCCAAGUCGGGCAGCCUCAGUGAGGCCAGUGACGCAGAUGACGACCCACCGGAGGCCCUCAAAGGAGGCCUUCUGGCAGCCCGGUUCUCGCCUGCUGUGCCCAGUGUGGACAGUGCUGUGGAGUCCUGGGAUAGCUCAGCCAUGGAGGGUGGCUUUGGGGGCCCAGGUUCCUACACUCCCCAGGUGACAGCCCGGAGCAUGACCCCCCAGGAGUGGCGGCCCAGCCGGCUAAGGAGCAGCCCCCCACCCACUGAGCCCCGGAGGACAAACUAUACCCCAGCUCCUGCUGAUGAGAGCUUCCCAGAGGAAGAGGAGGAGGAGGAGGAAGAUUGGGAACCACCAGUGAGCCCAGCCCCUGGCCCUGCCCGAGAGGAGGGCUUCUGGCGUGUGUUCGGUGAAGCCCUCGAAGACCUGGAGUCAUGUGGUCAGUCAGAGCUGCUGAGGGAACUGGAGAGGGCUGUGUCCCCACAGGCCUCCAUCAUGACGGGCACUGUGCAGAGUGUGACUCUCGAGGGCAGGUCCGGCCACCAGCCCCGGUGCAGGGGCCAGGAGAUACAAGCUUCCCCAGAAGAGAUACAGGAGCUGCUGCUGCCAACACCCUUGGAGAUACACAAGGUGACCCUGCACAGGGACCCCAUGCGGAAUGACUUUGGUUUCAGCGUGUCAGACGGCCUCCUGGAGAAGGGCGUCUAUGUCCACACUGUGCGCCCUGAUGGCCCAGCCCAGCAUGGGGGCCUCCGACCCUUUGACAGGGUCCUUCAGGUCAACCGCAUUUGCACACGGGACUUCGACUGCUAUCUGGCAGUGCCGCUCCUGGCUGAGGCAGGCAACGUCCUGGAGCUGGUCAUCAGCCGUAACCCGCUGGCACAGGGCAGCCGAGCCCCCCGAGUGCCAGGUCCCAGCAGCCCCCGGAUGCUCUGAAGUCAGCCCCUGGACUGCAAAGGGGCCACACAGGCAAAUCCUGGCUCCCCACGGUGGCUGGGCUGGGGAAGUGGCCACUCACAUGUCCAUCUGUGGUCUGGCAGGCUCUGAGCCAGGGAUGAGACUUGGUUCUGGUCCCUGAUUCUAUGGUGACUGGAGUUCCAGGCAGUGAGGUCCCUGCCCCAGUUGAAGUGACAUAGGUCUUUCCCCAACUUGGGUCUCCAAGAUGCCCAGAGGAUCCCACCUGAGAGGGGUUGGGACAGAUUGCUCAGCCCCGAGAGGAGAGGGCAGGGGAUGCCUCAGCUCCCUGCAGGGCUUCUUGGAGAGGUUCUAGGUGUGGGGAAUACCUGCUCAGUGUCAUGAGCCCUUUCUCCUGAUGUAGCCAGGGAUGUGGAGUGAGCUGCCUGGGAGGAGCGAGUUCCCUGUCACAGGAGGUAAGCAACCAGGAGCUGUAUAUCCCCAGUGCAGUCAAGAGCUGAGAUGUGUGAGGCGUCGCUGUGGUACAGACAUACUGGCUCAGGUAGUUAGCUUUCUCCCAGGGGAGCCACUCCAUCUAGAGACCUGUCACCGUGAAGGAUACUGUCUGGGUGGGAGCCCAGCUCCUUCCCUUCUCCAGAACUCUGGUAUUUGGGGUUUGCCAGUUGAGACCCUAUAAUUCUAAGUGUCUCAUCUCUACUUAAGAGACUGUGAGCUCGGGUGCCCUUUGAUCCUGAAAGUGGGUGAUUUUGUCAUCCCAGUAUCUUGGUCCAAUACUUCUGUGAUUUGAGAUAUGGCUCCAGGCCCACUUGGCAGGCUCAGCGUCAGGCCUUGGGCUGUCAGCCCCUCCUGCUUCUUUUAUGGGACAUGUGGCUGCUGAUCUGGCCACACUGUCUUCUCUCAGCCCAAUCAUGUGUGGAAGGGAGUCAUUUGGGGACAAAAGACCCAGGAGCUUCCAUUCACCUGUCAUUCCAAUGAAGAUUGGAAAACCAUGGAAAUAGGAUAUGCAAGAUGAUACAGCUCCUUUCCAAUAUCUGAAUCAGUGGAGGAGGAGGAGGAGGAGGAGGAGGAGAGAACAGAGCAGAGAGAGAAAACAGGCAGAAGAUGUCAUGUUCUUUCUCAGACCCGAUGGAGACAAUGCCCAGAGUGGUCAUUCAAGGAAGUUUAUUCCCGCUUGAAAUCUGGAAGCACCAGCAUCCCUUAAAACCAUUUCCCUCAAUUUCCACAAACCAGAAACUCUUUUCAUUUGAAGAAGGGCCCAGACCUCCACCUGAGGUCUGGAGUGCAGCCCCUGAGAUGGAGGUUGGUAGGUGGGGUUUAGCCAGAUCUGGGGAUUGCCUUUGCCCUGACCCAGCUAUUAAAGGGGUCUCAGGAAAGUAAGGGAUACCACCUUCACCACUGGGGCCCCUAAAGGUUAGAAAAUCUCUCUUCAAGGGACCAGAGAGAGAGAGCGAAGAGGCCUGUUCUUUCCAAACGUGAGUCUAUUACUUGUUUGAUGUGUGACCAUCUCUGGGUCAGACCCCUCUUGGUAUGGUCAAAGGUGGACAGUCUCUGAGCAGAUACAGGCCGCCUGGUCAGGGCCAGAACCAUCUCCCCCUUCCCCUGAGGGCCUGCCUCCACUCCCCGAGUUGUGCCCCUUGGUGAGCACAACUCCUGAGAGCCAUUAAUGCCUAUGGCUGGGCUGUCCAUUGCCUCUGUUGUCUUGGAUUCCUGUGCAAACCUCUGUCCCCUGGUGACAGAGUGCUGUCCACCUGUCCCAGGGUCAUCAAGCAAAAGCCAAGAGCCCAUAGCUUAGCAGAGAUGGGCAUGCCACAGCUGUGUGACCUUAGGCAGGUGGCUCCGCCUCUCUGGACAGGACACAUUCUCAGGGGUUCUUGGUGUGGGAAAAGCUGCAUUGACUCCAGGCAAGGGAAGAUGCUCCCUGACUCUGACCCACACGCCUCCUUUCUCGGGCUGAGGCCUCUGCCAUUUUCCCAGACGUAUGCAAUCAGGCCCAGUGGACCCCCCCAGCCACGCCGGCCUUCUCAUAUGCAAUAUUUCUUCUGGCUUCUCAUGGGGGUGGUUCCUCCCAGACUUGACAUUCCCUGAAACCCCUACCCGGUGAGCGUUCUGCCUGCCUAUGCAUUUUGGGUACAGCCCCUCCCCCAAGACAUGUCCCCCGUAUACCCUCCAAAGCUGUAUUUUUCUCUGGCUGAGAUUAGAGCAUAUUCCUUGUAAAGUAUUUUUCUACAUGAGGUUUUCUUAGGGCUCUCCAGAAGCACAGCACGCCAAAGGGCUGUACCCAAAGGCACAAAGGCCAUUUGGGGCCCAUGUGUAAAUCUUUGUCCCAUCAGAGGUUGCAGUGACUUGGGGGAGGGGUGCUAUUGGGAUGAUUUUUUAA
This is a messenger RNA of Nycticebus coucang (slow loris), 5592 nucleotides long. RefSeq names its product glutamate receptor interacting protein 2 (gene GRIP2). NCBI's taxonomy places the organism in Eukaryota, Metazoa, Chordata, Mammalia, Primates, Lorisidae. Gene Ontology annotation, biological process: neurotransmitter receptor transport, endosome to postsynaptic membrane. The record is from RefSeq and is a predicted model, not a curated record. The coding region runs from base 72 to 3236 and encodes 1054 amino acids. Gene Ontology annotation, molecular function: protein binding. The transcript is spliced from 24 exons.